This is a messenger RNA of Topomyia yanbarensis, 1647 nucleotides long. RefSeq names its product chromobox protein homolog 1-like. Gene Ontology annotation, molecular function: chromatin binding. The coding region runs from base 361 to 978 and encodes 205 amino acids. The transcript has 5 exons. The record is from RefSeq and is a predicted model, not a curated record. Gene Ontology annotation, biological process: chromatin organization; negative regulation of transcription by RNA polymerase II. NCBI's taxonomy places the organism in Eukaryota, Metazoa, Arthropoda, Insecta, Diptera, Culicidae. Gene Ontology annotation, cellular component: pericentric heterochromatin; nucleus.
ACGCACAGGGGAUAAAAGAAAAAGAUCAAGACUACACCUCCUGGCAAAGCGCAUCACUUGCUUUCCGAAAGAUUUAAAAAACAAGUUUUGGUGCGAGAUUUGGCCCGUCCCACUACCAGCUGUAUACGGCUGUAAUAUUUGCUUGAUUCGGCGCCAGGAUUACCUGGAAAAAACGACCAAAGCAUUUUUACUGUACACUAGUUACUACUCCCGAAAACUAAAAAUCCGUCAUACGGUCUGAAGAUUGCAUUUUUUUCUUUGAGAUCUUUCGACGGAAUGUUGCGUUCUUUUCCGGGGUUUCUUCAAAAUUAACUUUAUCACAUUGCUAAUUUUAACAGUCACCGUUAAUCUUUAACGAUAAUGAGCGGAAAAAGAGCAUCAUCUAAGAACGAACAACCAGUUGACGAUGGAGCAGAAUUCUCCGUUGAAAAGAUUCUCGACAGGAGAGUUGUUAAUGGCAAGGUUGAAUACUAUCUAAAAUGGAAAGGGUACUCUGCAGAAGAGAACACUUGGGAGCCAGUGGAGAAUCUUGACUGUCCAGAUUUGAUCCAAGCGUUUGAGGAUGCCAGAAAGAAAAAAGAAAAAGAGGGUAAGUCAAAUUCUACAAAUGCAAGUAAACCCUCUGCUGAGAGUGACCUCCUCGCAGGCAAGGAAGAAAGCUCGGGUAGAAAGGUUAGUCGCAAAUCGGCAGCUUCCGACGAUUCUAAGGUUCCCGCAGCAAAGAGAAAGUCUACUACUGGAGAAGACAAAAAGAUUGGUUUCGAUCGAGGUCUCGAACCAGAGGAAAUUCUCGGUGCCACCGAUCACAACGGUCAGUUGAUGUUUUUGAUGAAAUGGAAAGACGCGGCAAAUGCAGAUCUUGUACCGGCUAAACAAGCGAAUGUAAAGUGUCCACAGAUUGUUAUCAAAUUCUACGAGUCCCGCCUUACAUGGCAAACGUCUGAGAAGAAAAACGACUCGAAGGACGAUUACGCCUAAAGGACUAACUGAUAGUAUAAAACACACAGCUUAAUUAUAAGAGUAUGGAUAUGUGAAUCUAUUUUAAGUACCAACUUUCUCUUUCCUUUUUACAUCAUGCUGGUAAAAAGAUUUGACAAACUACGAUUCCCACGCCUCAGAAAACAAAACAAACAAUACACAUAUACAGAUUCACGAUGUGUAGUUCUCGGAGCACUUUUAUUUCUCGUAUACCCCAUUUGAUCUAGUGGACGUUGUAAAUUAAAAUUAUUAAAAUGAAAUUUGUUUAUUAUUUCAAAUAUAAAAACACUUGCAGUAUAUGCAGGGAAUAAAAAAAACCUAUUUAGAAAGUUUACAUAACUUCUUUUGUACAUUCGGUAUUCGAACAAAGUCGAGAUAUGAAAAAAGCUGUAUGCCAACCACGUUAAUUUCCUUUCUACUUUUGUACGAUUGAACGUAGGGCUGCACCAUUUUUAAAGUCUGACGAAUGUGAUUAUGUACUGCUUUUAUGUCAGUAUAAAACUACCAAUCGUCAAAUAAACCGAUGUCCGCAUUGCGGCUUUUGUUUGCAAAAAACAUUCGUUCGCUGGAAUCAUUUUUUUUUUUUAUUUUUUUACAAAUAUAACAUCUGAACUAUGUGUAAGAAAGUGAACAUUUAAUUAAUAGUAAUCAAUAAAGUAAAAAACUCAA